AUGUAUGUGAAAUGCUUUGAUACAGUAAUGUUUUACUAUGUGAUAUUAGUGAUUUUAGUGAAUGUCACUUUUUGUCAUUUUCAAAUUUCCUGCCGUUCCGUCCCCCGUACGUCCCGACGCUCGCAGGGGACGGAACCCAGAUGACAGAUGCCGGCAUCCGCCGGAGGACAUUGCCAGGGACACUGCAGGAGGGACAUCACGGGAGCACAGGACAAGGUAAGUGAAGAACAGAUCCUGGAGCAGCGCCGCAUGGUAAGCCCGAGUGUAGCUCAGGGUUACUGCUUGUGCUACAGUCGGGAAUACCGCCGGGGAGGC
This is a messenger RNA of Staurois parvus, 315 nucleotides long. The record is from the annotation of a GenBank genome assembly. NCBI's taxonomy places the organism in Eukaryota, Metazoa, Chordata, Amphibia, Anura, Ranidae.